Molecule: messenger RNA, 684 nt
Organism: Necator americanus (New World hookworm)
Lineage: Eukaryota; Metazoa; Nematoda; Chromadorea; Rhabditida; Ancylostomatidae
Exons: 1
Coding region: 1-684 (227 amino acids)
Source: RefSeq, a predicted model, not a curated record
AUGGCGAAAGCUUCCCAUACAUUGCAAAAAGGUGCUGUCGUCCAGCACACCGCCAAAGCCCAUAACCUGAAAGGUCAACUGCCUGAAGGGAGCAUGGAAUCUUUGGCAACAACCAUUCGUUUCGUCACGCUGAACUGCCGAACACUAUCGAGUGAACUCCAACAAGCCGCUCUAUCCAGACUUCUGCGAUAUCUCUGUGUGCCUUUUGCUGCACUGCAGGAAACACGCAUGAGAGAUCGGCCCGUCAUCAGCAUCGAAAAUUACACCAUAUACUGCGGCGAUGCUGAUGAGAACAAAGUAGGUGGCUGCGCGAUAGCUGUGAGGAACGAUUACAAGAACCUGGUGGAGGAAUUUGGCUCAACGUCGUCUAGAUGCGCCUUUUUACGACUGCGGGAUCGCGAAGGAUGUAAACUCUGGAUCGUAAGUGCUCACGCACCUACGGAAACCCCUGAGGACAACAGUAAGGACGCCUUCUAUGAUGAACUCUAUGCGUUGAUGUCUAAAAUACGAGGCCAGCAGGUGGUCAUUGUCGGAAUCGACGCAAAUGCGAAGAUGGGACUCGAACAGCAAUCCGAUGUGCUAGGAAAAUGGUACUAUGCAGCGGAGCGCACGUCGGACAACAGUGACCGUCUGGUCGACUUGUGCGAACAGACGGACCUCAUCAUCGCUUCCACUUCCGUUUAA